AUGACUGAGCCAUCCAGGCCCGAGUUCGAGAUCCUCGAUAACCGAGGUAAGGAAUAUCACCGAUGGGUGUCAGAUGUGAUGAAUAUGUUCAUCGGCAAGCGAUUGACAACCACCAUCUUUACGCCGCCGAAUGGCCCUCAAGCAAGUGACGAGGCCAAGACACAAGCCCUCAUGUUUCUAAGGCGCCACAUUCAUCCAACUCUGAAGAAACAAUACUUGAAAAGGGAAGACCCCAAAGAUUUAUGGGAUGUCUUGAAGCAACGCUUCAACAACGUACAUGAUGUACUCAUUCCAGAGUUGACUACUCGUUGGGAAUCCAUUAGACUAAUGGAUUUUGCUAAAGUUGAGGAUUACAACCAAGCUAUGUUAGACCUCAAAGCAGAAUUAAGCUUUUGUGGCGUCAACAAGACUGACAAAGAGAUGAUUGAGAAGACUUUGUACACUUUCAGUCAUCGAUGA
Fragaria vesca subsp. vesca is the source of this 459-nucleotide messenger RNA. RefSeq lists its product as uncharacterized. The record is from RefSeq and is a predicted model, not a curated record. NCBI's taxonomy places the organism in Eukaryota, Viridiplantae, Streptophyta, Magnoliopsida, Rosales, Rosaceae. The transcript has a single exon. Bases 1 to 459 code for a protein of 152 amino acids.